AAUGCCACACUUCUUAAACUGGCAGUAAAACGAACAGUUUUGUCGCAUUGCAAUAUUUAGUUUGCAAUUCUCUAUUUGUGUCGGAAAUUGCGGUAUUUGAUGAGUUCGUAGUAAAAUAUUAAUUUUCUUUAAACGCAUCUUCUAUGUAUCUAUAUGUAUUAUAACAAUAAUAAAGACGAUUAAUUUAAAUGUUAGUAAACAUUAGAUUGAUACAAAAUGUCAACGGCUUGCCGGUAUGAAAUUUGCACAAACGGGAUAAGUGUACAGGAUGUGGGAAUUCAGUCUGAAGUAUAUCGAUCGUGUCAUAGCUCAUCCAAUGGUUAUUAUGGAUAUUUACCAGUAAAGCCAUAUGCAGAAGAUUACGCAAUGGAUACAAGUGAUGUGGGUGCAGAAAAUAGCAUUGGAAAUGGAACAGAUCCAAAGAAUGGCCCUUGUAUUAAUUCACUCACAAAUAUCCAAAAUGGAAAUGUUCUAUCUGUGGGAAUAUCAAUAGGUAGACGGAAACGUAUUAAUGAAGAAGUUCAUUUCACAGGGAAGCCUAAGAGGCAGCGACAGGAAGAAUUUUGUGGCCUAACCCCAUGCCAAGUAAUGGUGCUUCCGACAACUCGCAGCUUUGAUGCUCACUAUCCACGGUGCAUCAUGGGUCACUACGUGUAAAACGCAAUAUAUAGCUAACAGGGAAUUAUGGUUAUAAAUAUUAAAUAUCAUAUGACCAUUUUCAAGUACUUACUGUAAGAGCUUUUAUUUAUUCUCUAGAACAAGAGUCUCUGAAUGAAAAAAACAGUGAAAGCAGCCUGCAGUUCAUCAUCGAAGGAUGUGAUUUGGAUUUGGUGGAGAAUUUGCUGAAAGAAACACAUGGCUGUGAUCUGUACCACUAUGAUGCAUGUGAUCUUUAGUAUGAACUAAGGACUAUAAUUAUGAAAUAUAUACCCUUUGUCAGUGUGGAAUGGUUUUUACUAAUAUUUAAAAUAUCACCUUUGUGCUAGAAUUAAAAAAGCAGGCUUAUACCUAAACAUGUAUGACUUUGAAUUAACAUAAAGUUACCACAUUAAACAAAAAGGCAUUUAUAUUA
Zootermopsis nevadensis is the source of this 1072-nucleotide messenger RNA. RefSeq lists its product as uncharacterized. Lineage: Eukaryota; Metazoa; Arthropoda; Insecta; Blattodea; Termopsidae. The record is from RefSeq and is a predicted model, not a curated record.